This is a messenger RNA of Dreissena polymorpha, 6650 nucleotides long. Its product is annotated as tumor necrosis factor receptor superfamily member 16-like. The transcript has 8 exons. Gene Ontology annotation, molecular function: protein binding; antigen binding. The coding region runs from base 419 to 1747 and encodes 442 amino acids. The record is from RefSeq and is a predicted model, not a curated record. Gene Ontology annotation, cellular component: external side of plasma membrane; CD40 receptor complex. Lineage: Eukaryota; Metazoa; Mollusca; Bivalvia; Myida; Dreissenidae. Gene Ontology annotation, biological process: defense response to protozoan; inflammatory response; cellular response to tumor necrosis factor.
AAAUUAAAUUUACUAAGUGUACUUAGUUGAACGCCUUCUAGCGUGACGGUCUACACCAAAAUGUUCGAAUCCGUAACCGUAACUAUUUCUGUCGUUAAAAUCGAGUAACGGAUGUUAUAAGUACUAAUUGAGUAUUACAUUUAAAGACAACAUAUACACUUUUGGUCAAUUUAUUUCGCAUAGCUUCUAAUUUUGACGAUUAACAGCAGAUAGAAUACCAUGUUGAAGAGGAGGGUCCAGCAGAGUGAUUUAGAGUGUGUGUUUAUUGCCGGAAUAUGAACUAUGUGACUGCGAUUCAGAUAUAGUUAUUAAGGGGUUUGAUAUUUCUAUCUUGGGAAGAAGACUUUAUGCUUACAACGUAGUUUCAAAGAUCUGUGUUUUUUUAGUACUUGAAAUAUACAUCCGAACCGGCAUAAUUAUGAAUACACUACUUGCCAGCGAUAAUCUUCGCCUUUCGUUAUCGAAGGUCCUCAUGACAUUCAUCAUGUUUUGCACCCAUGUAUUCGCUUACGGAUCUGACGACAUGUACUACCGCCACAAUAACAUAAAUUGUAUACAGUGCCAGCCGGGAACUCACUGGGUCGCAGACUGCGCGACUGACGGGGGAUCAGCCGUGUGCAAACCUUGCCCGGAAGGCUUUUACAUAUCCAAAUACAACCUGGCGUGGUUUUGCCAGAAAUGCAGUGCAUCAUGUAGAAACACCAACCAUGGUGAACAAGAGGAGCAGCGGGAAUAUGUUGCUCGGAAUUGCACGAGUACCUCCGAUCUGAAGUGUCAAUGCAGGGACGGAUUCUGGAGAGAGCAAGAAAUGAAUGGGGCCUGCCGCACCGUCACUUCCUGUGGUUUGGGAUCAGGAGUGAAAACAAUCGCCAGUGAAAACAGUGACACAGUUUGUGAAGUUUGUAUUCAUGGUGAAACGUUUUCAAACUCCACAUCGACAAAGGAGAAGUGUCUUCCAUGCUCUAUAUGUAGCAAUCAUCAAAUCCUCAAGCAACCCUGCACCAGAACUGACGACACUGUCUGUAUUGCCAGGAGCACAGAUCGGGAAAAGUUAUCUAUUGGCCUUGGGGUAGGGAUUGCUCUUUUCCUUAUACUGUGCGCAGCAUGUGGAUGUGGCCUGCGUGCUAUCUGGCGCUCUCGGAGUAAAAAUGCAAACACAGAACUGCGACAUGUCAAUGGUGAACACCACGAACUUACCAGAAGGAAUACAAACCGGCAUGACGAAACCAAUGGACAUGCAAGGCACGAGAUGCUCAAUGAAACGGUGGGCCAAUCAAACGAGGAAUCUGUUUACGAACCUGUAUACGAACAAGAUCAACAAGAGGUUGAGGAUGGUGCCAAAGGAAGUCAAAUCAAUGAACAUGCUCAGUGCAUUGCUGCGGAAACAAAUGAACUAGGCCAAUAUGAUGCCGAUGAUGCUUUAAAAUCGGAACUGUUUAUGCAAGAAGUCUAUUGCGCACUUUCUGCAGAAAUGGAUUCCAAUUACAAGACAUUCUUCCGUAGAAAUGGAAUAAGUGAAAGAAUGAUCAGCAUUAUCGAUUUAGAAGAGAGCCGAGUGCGUGACCGAUGCUACAAGCUUUUCAUUGAUUGGGCAAAGAAACAGGAACAUAUAGUUUCGCUGCCAACUUAUGAAGUCCCGUUAGAACUUAUAAGAAGAUUGGCAGACAUGUUUCAACAAGACGAGGAUUUAAAUAGUUCGAAAACUUGCAUUGCUAUAUUGGGCCGAUUUGAAAUAAAAUGGUGUUAACUAUUCAAGUCAAGUAAAGCUAACACAUUUGUUUAAACUGUUCAUUUUGAAACGAAAAUAAUAAAGUUUAUCGGAAGUGGAAACAAACGCAGUUUAUGUAUACGAUUUCUUUUAUAAUAAGACAAUUUGGAGAUUAAGAACUUAUCAUCUCAUCUCCGACUGUGGUCCCGUCAGGAACAUAGGCUGCCAAACAGUUUCCUCCAGGCGUAUCGGUUCUGCGAGAGUCUCUACAUCUGUCUCGACAUUUGCCCAUCUGCUUUACAUCUGCAUCAAGGUGUUUCCAGGCCGCCCUCUCUUCCUUUUUCGUUUGGGGCUCCAUGUUGGAGAUUGCCUUUUCGUGUUGGAUGCAGGCCUUUGAAUGGCGUGGACUAUCCAUCGCCAACGUCUCCAGAGGAGGUCUUCUUCAGCGAGCUUUUGUUUUGUUCUUCUCCAUAAUUCUGCGUUUGAGAUCCUGUCUGACCAUCAGAUUAUGGGAUGUUAUUGAGGUUACUUUGAUUUACACCUGAAUUGUAAUACAGGCUUCGUUAUGGUAUUGACAGAGAAUUGCACAGCAAAUAAAAAAGUGUUGUUCUUGCUUCAAUGACCAUCUUUUUCCACAGAUGUAUUGACAUUAACAAUAUAUGAUUUGGAUGUGUUUUCUGAGUUAUAAAAAACAGCAAGUAUAAUCAUGUUUUGUUCUAUUUGUCGAUGAUUACCACAUGGGAGACAUAAACAUACAAAACACUAAACUUUAACAUAUUCAUUGGUAAAGAGUUGUCUUCUUCUUAACUUAUAACAGGCUCACUUAAGAAAAAUAUAUGAUCACUGACAACAAUAGAAGAUUGGGAUCAAAUAUGAUUUUUUAAUUGUAUUCUGCGAUAUAACAUUAAUUGUAAAAAAAUAUGUUUUAAGUAUUAUAUGCAAUCUAACUUUUAUUGUAUAUGAUUUAUAUUUUGGCUAAAAUGCAAGAUCUAAUUUUUUUGCUCGUUUAGCGUUUGCAUUGGUACAACGGUCAUUCUUAGAUAUUUUUAAAAAUCGUUAUGGAAGUUAAACGUCCAAAUAGUGAAGUGUUUCAAGCAAAAAGACUGAAAAAAAACACUCUCACGUUAAUAUCGGGUACAUCCGAAUAUCGGAAAAUACACAUUUUCACUCAAACCAUUUUAUGUAAUAAUCAUGUACUUACUUUUUCACGUAACGUCAUGGUAAAGCAUUAAAAGAAUGCAAAAAAAUAGACAAGUAUUCAAAUUUUGCACACGCUACCCAAGGCCAAACGCUCCUAGUCAAAAAUAAUUUAUACAUACUGUGCAUGAAAAUGUUACACCUCUUUUCACAUGCGAGUCCCAACGAAGGAUACAUACAUGGGUAAACACGAUGUAAUUGUAGGCAGUUAACGAGCUUUUACAUACAUCACACAUUUUAAAUAGUUUCCAGUAUAUAAUAAACUUGAACUCGUACUUUUAUAUUAAUGGUGUACUUCAAUAAACUACUCUGUUAUCAAGAGCUGAUUUUGAAAAUGAAAACAAUUAGUAUAUUUUACCCUGAAGGUCGUUUUAAUUUAUCUUAAUACAGAUUACUAAAAAGAUUCGAAACGGAUCUUUUUCUUGCAGUUUCUUUACCUAUAUUCCUGUUUUUAUUGAUUUUGUUUUUAAAUAUUUGUUGUGUUGGUUGUUGUUGUAUUUUUUCUUCACAAUAAUCGAAUAUCACUGAUAUGCAAAUGUUUUUAAUGCAGAUUACUCGAUGGGUUCGAAAACGGAUGUUCCUUUCAACUGUAUUUUCACUGACUUUUAUAAGCCAUAGAGAUUCUUUCUUAUAUAUGAUUUUGUCGUUGUUUUGCAAAUCUUAACUUUGAAAACAGAUUCUGGUCACAACAAAAUUGUGUUGUAGUUUCGCCGGAAUAUUGGUAAAUAAAUAUUGCCGAUCGUUACCUGUAAUUUCUUAAAAGUAAUCUUCAAAGUCUUCAACUAUUAAUUGAUUUUCUUCUAUGAAAGUUCGUAUAAUCUCAGUUGCUGAUUUAACAAAUAAGAUCACAUCCACCCUCACAAUAAAUACAAUAUUUUUAAUAUUGAUUAAGUCCUAAUGAUUUUUGACGAUGCAUUUCAUUGUGUAAUUAUAUAAAUUAUAUUUGCAAACAUGUUGUCACAAUACAUUUAUGUGCAUAGUAUUAUAUGACCUGUCGAGCAUAUGUAUUGUUUGCAUCUAUUGUAUUAUUAGUAAGCGAUUUAUUUCAAUGCGAUUUGUGUUAGUUGUUAGUAGUUGUGAAUUUAUAUAAUUUAUAAUUGCUCAUAUGUUGUAACAAUACAUUUAUGUUUAUUUGGUAACUUCGGCAUCCGUUCACACUCGAUCAUCGUUGUAUUUUCAGUAUAGGUACUAAUGUAUACGAACGGAAAGAAGCAAAAUUUGCUACAUUUCUUGCUCAAGAAAACGCCAAUGGUCUGGGCCAGAUUUGAAUAAAUUAUCCACUUUAUCAAAUUUCGAUAUUCAAAUAAUGUGUUAUGCAUAAACACUUUUUAUAAUGUGUUGUAAGCAAAUAUCCGAUGUGUAGAGUGUAUUUAAGGUUGCUUUGAAGGUCUAUGUAAAGUGUCUUAUAGUUCAGUAGGAAACCAGUUUUAUGGAGACAAACGUCCUUUCAUUACACUUACAAAUCAGGCUGGGGAAACUCACCUAGCCAUGUAAACAUGGUGGUGUUUAUGAAACAAAUACAUGUAGUAUCUCAACGAGUAACAUAUGUGCAACCGAUUUUACACUUUCGGAACAACGAAUAACAAGAUUGUACAUCAAAGCUGGUAUUCCCUUAAAUAGGCUAUGUGCAUUAAUACCACUACAAGUUUACUUGUGGAAAACGCGCAAAAAAACGUACCUGUGCAUGGAUUUAAUCCAGUUAAAAAAUGUUGUUAUCUUGAAGAAUUGAAGACAUGGGUGACGAGACUUCUACUGAUUGGGAACAAUUUGCAUAAGGCGUUGUGUAUAAUGAACCGGAACCUGAACUGUAUGAUGAAUCGGAUUUUGACAUUGAGAGCGAAUUCACAUCCCAUUUUCUUAAUGGUGGCUCUAAACGAACACCCACUUCUCGCGACGAAGGCUCUAAACGAACACCCACUUCUCGUGAUGAAGGCUAUAAACCAACAGCCACUUCUCGUGAUGAAGGCCCUAAACCAACAGCCACUUCUCGUGAUGGAGGCUCAAAACCAACAACCACUUCUCGUGAUGAAGGCUCUAAAUCAACACCCACUUCUCGUGAUGAAGGCUCUAAACCAACAGCCACUUCUCGUGAUGAAGGCUCUAACCAAACACCCACUUCUCGUGAUGAAGGUUCUAAACCAACAACCACUUCUCGCAAUGAAGGCUCUAAACCAACAACAACUUCUCGUGAUGCAGACUCUAAUCCAACAACCACUUCUCGUGAUAAAGACUCUAAACCAACAACCACUUCUCGUGAUGAAGGCUCUAAACCAACACCUACUUCUCGUAAUGAAGGCUCUAAAUCAACAGACACUUCUCGUGACGAAGGCCCUUAACCAACACCCACUUCUCGUGAUGAAGGCUUUUAACCAAUAACCACUUCUCGUGAUGAAGGUUCUAAACCAACAACCACUUCUCGUGAUGAAGACUCUUAAACAAACAACCAUUUCUCGUGAUGAAGCCUCUAAACCACCGACCACUUCUCGUGAUCAAGGCUUAAACCAUCAACCACUUCUCAUGAUGAAGGCCCUAAACCAACACCCACGUCUCGUGAUGAAGGCUCUAUACCAACAACCACUUCUCGUGAUGGAGGCUCUAAAAUAACAACCACUUCUCGUGAUGAAGGCUCUUAUCCAACAACCACUUCUUGUGAUGAAUGCUCUAAAUCAACAACCACUUCUCUUGAUGAAGGCUCGAAACCAACAACCACUUCUCGUAAUGAAGGCUCUAAACGAACAACCAAUUUUUGUGAUGAAGGCUCUAAACCAACACCCACUUCUCGUGAUGAAGGCUUUAAGCGUUCACUCACUUCUUGCGAUGAAGGUUCUAUACCAACAACCACUUCUCGUGAUGAAGGCUUUUAACCAAUAACCACUUCUCGUGAUGAAGGUUCUAAACCAACAACCACUUCUCGUGAUGAAGACUCUUAAACAAACAACCAUUUCUCGUGAUGAAGCCUCUAAACCACCGACCACUUCUCGUGAUCAAGGCUUAAACCAUCAACCACUUCUCAUGAUGAAGGCCCUAAACCAACACCCACGUCUCGUGAUGAAGGCUCUAUACCAACAACCACUUCUCGUGAUGGAGGCUCUAAAAUAACAACCACUUCUCGUGAUGAAGGCUCUUAUCCAACAACCACUUCUUGUGAUGAAUGCUCUAAAUCAACAACCACUUCUCUUGAUGAAGGCUCGAAACCAACAACCACUUCUCGUAAUGAAGGCUCUAAACGAACAACCAAUUUUUGUGAUGAAGGCUCUAAACCAACACCCACUUCUCGUGAUGAAGGCUUUAAGCGUUCACUCACUUCUUGCGAUGAAGGUUCUAAACCAACAACCACUUCUCGUGAUGAAGGUUCUAAACCAACACCCAAUUCUCGUGAUGAAGGCUCUAAAUCAACAACCACUUCUCGUGAUGAAGGCUCUAAACCAACAGCCACUUCUCGUUAUGAAGGCUCUAAACCAACAACCACUUCCCGCGAUGAAGGCUCGAACCAGCAACUACUUCUCGUGAUGAAGGCUCGAAACCAACAGCCUCUUCUCGUGAUGAAGGCUCGUUUGAAUAAAAUGAUUUUUAGAGUCGGUCAGUCCGUCUGUUCUGUGUUUCUGUAUAUUGUCGCUCGAAAUAUUCAGUUACUUAAGUGAUUAACUUUGCAAACAUAUUAACCCAAAGAUGAACGUGCGUUCAUAACAAUUUUUGUUGUGUGUUUUUCCCAAAAUUACCGAAAUAAAGCGGUUUUUAUCAAUUA